Messenger RNA from Diuraphis noxia (Russian wheat aphid), 908 nucleotides. RefSeq names its product peptidyl-prolyl cis-trans isomerase NIMA-interacting 1-like. Lineage: Eukaryota; Metazoa; Arthropoda; Insecta; Hemiptera; Aphididae. Gene Ontology annotation, cellular component: nucleus; cytosol. Gene Ontology annotation, molecular function: protein binding; peptidyl-prolyl cis-trans isomerase activity. The record is from RefSeq and is a predicted model, not a curated record.
GGGGUUAGUUUUCGCCGUUUUCAGCCGCCUUCGAUAUUGUGAUUAAAUUUUGUUCGUUCUGUCUCCGACCUCCGUUGUUUAUACGUUUAAGUUAGCUCUUCACUCUGUUUAAUCUAUAAAUCGUAAUUCUACCUACCAUUAAAAAUUAUUUUUAUUUAUGAGGUUUUACAUCAUAAGGGUAAACAACAUUUGUAGUUUCUUUAAUUUAUUUCUACGCUUACUCACUUAAAUACAGUAUUUUGACUAUAUUCAGUUAUUCGUUGGUAUCGCAAAAACGUAACGGAAAACCCGAGUUUUCGAACAGAAAAAUGAGCGAAGAAGAACAACUUCCAACCGGAUGGGAGAAGCGAGUUAGCCGGUCUACCGGUCAAACUUAUUACUUGAACUUAUUAACUAAAGAAAGCCAAUGGUCUGUACCAACAAAACCAGCAUCUGAAAAUACAGGCUCGACAAAUUCUGGUCCGGAACAAGUACAGUGUAGUCAUUUAUUGGUUAAACAUGAAAAAUCACGCCGACCCUCAUCGUGGCGGGAAGAACGUAUUACUAGAUCAAAAUCUGAAGCAAUUGACAUUAUAAAAUCUUAUCGCGAACAAAUUGUUUCUGGAAAAGCAUCAUUUGCUGAACUUGCUCAGAAAUAUUCAGAUUGUAGUUCUGCCAAACGUGGUGGUGAUUUGGGACCAUUUACUAGAGGCACAAUGCAAAAGCCAUUUGAAGAUGCAUCAUUUGCAUUGAAAAUUGGAGAGCUCAGCGAACCUAUCCAUACUGAUUCUGGUGUACACAUAAUUUUACGUACAGCUUAGGUCAACUUAAUUAACUGUUUUCUUUUAUAAUUCAAAUUUCGCCUUUUCUAAUUUAUUGUUUAUUUCUGAGAUAUAAUAAUAUAUAUUGGUCGCCUUAUUUAAUACUGA